Molecule: messenger RNA, 3355 nt
Organism: Amoebophrya sp. A25
Lineage: Eukaryota; Dinophyceae; Syndiniales; Amoebophryaceae
Source: the annotation of a GenBank genome assembly
AGGCAAUGAGUACCUACAAAAGAACUGAUCUUCACCUCGCCGUCCCCUAUGUUAGACCUUGCAUUUGCCUCCGUCCAAUAUUACUAGGUCAUGUAUCAUGGGUUAGUAAUAGUAAGUAGUUUAAUGAAGAAUUCGUACUUAUUUGAAGAAAAAUUUUGGCAGAUUUUCAGAGAAGUCGGCAUGAAGUUCGUCUUGUUCUACUUCAUUCCGAGCGACUGAAACAUAAUUUUCAUGUUUUGGCUUUUCAUAUUUGAAUUCGCUUUUUUACCAGAGAAUAAUCAAAAGGUAAAAAUUAUGGAAGCGACAGGGACAGCGUUCCCCAUGAGGUCACUCUUUGGACCUCGUCGGCGAUGGUCCGUCAUCACGAGCAUGCUAUGGGCUGGCGCUUUCUGGCUUGCGCUCUUCUCGCCGGCUGCCACAGCUGAAUACGAACCUGCCGAGAUGACGUGUGCUCUGUGCCAGUAUGUUGCAUGGACAGGCAGCUGCGAGCAUUUCGGUGUUUGCGACCUGAACCUCAAUUCCGAUACUUGUUUUGCGGAUCAUUGCUCCCCAGAAGCACAUAGGCAGCGAGCGCGUGACGUUCUUUCAGCUGCUGGAAGAGAAGCAGAUCGCGCGCCCGUUGCUUUAUUAAGCCCUGGCGAUAGCGCUGUUCUGGCAGACCAACACAUACAGGCAGACUCCAACGCUGUGGUUCGUCGAGCAGAGCAAAACGAGGAGCAAGUAACAGGGGAUGGAAAUAGCGUGGAGGAGCAGGAUCGUGGCUCAAGAACGAUGAUAAACAAAGGCUACGCUCCUGUGGCAGUGUCAUAUUUGGGCUCGAAUGGUAGCGCUAUCUCCGGAGUAUUUGCUAGACCCCUGGAAGCUUUCUCCGGUCUUCUGGGAGGCUCGACCGCUGUAGGAACAGCCGGAGACUUCGUAAACCUUCGCGUCACGAAAGCGAUGGCACCACGAGGCUACGACGUUCUCAGAGUGACAGUAAUCUCGAAGCAAGCGAAGCCAUAUGCCAAAGUGAGUCCUGCGUUCGACUACUCCGCGGCAUUCAAGUACUGAUUGUUCUGAGUCGAAUAUAAGUUAUAUUUCGCAUCGGUCUGCGUAUUCCCCCCUUCUUGUAUUCGAUUAUUGCGUAUUCAACCCGUCAUUGUCUGCUCCUUAGGGCCGGGAGGGAUCAUCUAGCGCAGUAGUCGUACCUCUAUGUAUAAAAUUCGACGUAAGUAGUCCUUUCGGAUUAUUUGAAAAAGCAGGUCUACGCGUGAUGGAUGUUAUUUUUGUGAGCACUAUAUAUAACAUUUCCUUUUCCACGCACCUACGAAUCUCAGGUGGACAUGGACGUCGAAUCAUCUUAAUACUGGGCUCGUUAGAGGCCAGGUCACGACGGGCACAGCAGAACUGGCGCAGGAUCAGGAGUCUUUAGGGAACGCGCUGUCUGCUCCAGGAGCAGGCUCGUUCUUCGGAAUUCGUCACUACGAGCAAAAAAAACAGGUCGUUUUGGAGUAUGACCAGCACCGCAUUCCCCUGCCUUCACUACCUGUGCCCGGUAGUGGCGUUUCAGGCGUUUUCAUCGCGGAUCCGUGCUUUAGGACGGAUUCCCUCACCACAUUGAUCGAUUGCAUUUACGAGGAGAAAUUCCAGCUGUCAAAGCGCACACCGGAGAUCCUCCGGACCUUCGUUGGCGCAGAUCCCGCGGUCUCGUUCUGGGGUAUUCUCGGAGACAACUUCUAUGAUCGCACUGGAGAUGCAACAGACUGGAUAUUCGGUCAGCUAGAUGACGCAACGCGCAGAAAAAUCAUGUACACGGUGCACGGCAACCACGACUACUGGGUUUUGGGGAUGCCGCGGGUAGGCACCACCUUCGACCAGUGCGGCAACGGACUCACGCAGUAUUACGGACAAGACGUUCUGGCUAGUCUGCACCAAAAAUCGAAUUCGGCAGACGAAAUCGAAAAGCACGAUGAGCAGGAAGAGAAGCAAGAUGAACAGGACCAAAACGCUCCUUACGAUCUGUCAAUUGACCCAGCAGCUGGCCGACACCUGUUUGGGUGCAAUCCUUUGGCCCAGAAGAACACUUUUUCCUAUUCGCAGCACGGCAAUAUGCUCGUCGUAGCUUACUCGGCGGUUUACAGCUGGCGGUCACAGUUCAAUGAUUUUCGAGAUGCUUGCGCCUUCGCAUUGAAGGAGAAAACGAUUGAGUUGAUGCUCGUAGUUGGUCACUGGAACUUCUGCAAUUCUGGGUGCAACAUGGAGAACGAUGAACGAAUGUCACUGUCUCACGUUCUCGAGCGCAUGAAAAGCCAGAUAUCAGAAUGCAAACAGUUCGAUAGAGAUGGAGUCGCUGCGGACGUCGACAGGAGCAGUGGUCCUAUAAACAAGAAAGCAGUCGAAGUACAACGCGGCGAACUAGCAUCCACUAAAACGACUUCUUCUUCAGAUGUCGGAGGUAGCGGUCGCAUUCAGUCAGCAAUGGGGCAUACACAUUGUAACCGCGUUGAGAGAGGCGGUGCGAUGGUCGCGGGAUAUGGGAUGCAUGGAUGCGGGAACUUCGGAGUGCCUGUGUUCGACACAACAGGUGGGAGAUAUCGCGUCUUCUACUUCAAAAUCAUAGGUGACGCUUCUUCUUCUUCUAGCACUUCUGGGAAUGUGGAACAAGUUGAGCAUGACUACUACGAUGAAAUGAUCGGAUGCAUGAAGCAGAAGGGCACUUGGCGAGCGUGUGCGGCAAAACAUGCUGAAAUAUGGAUCGACGUCGUCUUGCCGCCCCGACCGCAGAAGAGGACGCUGACGGCGCUGCACGAAGACGCGACGCUGUACGUCUAGUUGCGUCUGCAGCCACGAGAACAAAACUAAUGACUUUUUCGUCCGACUCCGACCAACACGCAACAAGGCUUUGUGGGUCUGCGAGAAUUGGUGACGCUCAUAAUCCUGUCCCAAGUAUAGUGCCAUCCACGCCGCAGGCGCGCGCGCUGCAGGCUCGCGACUCAUUAUCACAGGAGCCUUCCGUACUUGAUGGAGCGACGGUCCGCGUGAUGUGAAGAAUUUGAAUUUGAUUGCGACCUAGCAUAAAGGACGCUUAGAAAGAUUCCCCUUGAUGUUGAUGCUGCGGCCAUGUUGUUUCCUGUGCAGUUGCAUCAGACUUUUUCUAAUCAACUGUGGCUUCGUUUCUUACAACGUAUUACAACAUCGCAAUUUUUUUGGUUAUCCUUAUCGAGCACCUUUUUUUGAAUGAUUUUGUGUGUAUAGUUUCGAAUUGAACAACAUCAUGCAGGUACCGCAUUUUUCAUGGCCUAUACAACAUGUAAAACCUCUGCGGGGGGAUGUAUGAGGUUGCCGGAUCGCCGUAGCAACACCGGCAAGACAAGAC